Schistosoma rodhaini is the source of this 4867-nucleotide messenger RNA. The record is from the annotation of a GenBank genome assembly. Lineage: Eukaryota; Metazoa; Platyhelminthes; Trematoda; Strigeidida; Schistosomatidae.
CUGUAAUCCACAGGAUUUCCAUUGAACACUGUUUAUUGCUGCGGGUUGUUUGAUUCUCGCUACCUGAUUGGCUUGUCGCGUAUGGGUUUGUCCCUUAGGUGAUGACCUCAUCAAUGGUAUGUAUAUUCCUUUUAAGUUUAUCUUGGCUUUCCACCCCAGUUUAACAUAUAAUAUAUAUCACAGAGUUGUUAAAACUUUACUGUGUCCAAAUUAAAUUUUAACCCGACUUGUAUGAAGUAUACUUCAUACAACUCCACUAUAAUGGAGUUUAUAAUAAAGAAUUUUUCACUAGUAUAUUUUCAUAAAAGACCACAAAGUCAUAUAGCUUUAUCAUCGUACCGUAGAUAAAGGGACACUAACAGGCAGCUUGAUUAUUAGUUCCGGACUUUAUUUUUUUAGUUUGAGUUUUGUACUAAAUUCAAAUGAUACACAUUUGUACCUUCUGCAGCAUGUUCAGAUGUCAUCCCGUCUAGUGGAAACUGUUAUGAUUAAUGUGGACGACUUCGCAGAUAAUUUUUUAACGUGUGGUACGUGUUUCAGCGGUUAUAAUUCAAGUGAACGUGCUGCCAAAUUAUUACCUUGUUCACAUACAAUAUGCCGCUCAUGUUUAGAUCGAAUCCUUACUAGUGAAACUCAGUCAGAGACAUUUCGUUGUCCAAUUUGCCGGGAGAAUAUUGCUAUUCCAUCAGGUGGUGCAGCUUCGUUUCCUCCGGCUUUUAUAGUAAAUCAGUUAUUAGACCUACUUGCUACCCAUCGUCGAGAUGUUGUACCUAAAUGUUGUAUACAUCCAUCACAAGAACUAUUAUUUUGCGAGACUUGUGAUAUGGUAUUUUGCAGUGAAUGCCGAGGUCGUAAUCAUGCUAUUCAAAAUCAUUUGAAUGAUUCUUCAUGUUUAGCAGUGAACAAUGGAAAUCAAGAUAUUUCUACACAAGUAGAAAGUUCAUCGUCGAAUACUGGCCUAAAUCAUAAUGUGAUCACAUUCAAUGUUGCACUAAAACGUUGUUCAGAAAUUAUGCUCUAUAAAAUGCAUUUAUGUACUCAAGAGUUAAAUUGUGCUCAAGAAGCCGUAAAAAAUGAACUAGAACGUUUAACAAAUAAUACUAGUUCAUGUGUUGAAUCUAUUAACUCACGUUUUUCUGAGAUAUUGGCACUCGUUGAACAUCGUCAAGGAGAAUUAUUAGACUGUGUAAAACGAAUUGGAGAAGAGAAACGACGUGCCUUAACAGAUCAACUUUCUCUAAUUGAAACAGAAAGAGACUUAAUUCGUACAGAAUGUGAUCGUUUAAAAGGCGUUAUGGAUGUACGAAGUAUUACGAAAACAAUAAGUUACCUAAAUGAUAAAUUGGACUCGAUUAGUGGCUUAACUGAACCUCGUGAAAAUGCCUUCCUUUGUUAUCAAGACUGUGUCGGUCCAUACAAUCAGCAUAAUCAUAUAAAUAUGUGUUGUACUGCCUUAAAACGCACCAUAUGUUCAUCAUCCCCAUCAGUUUCUUCAGGAAACUACUCAGGAGCAUCAGUUACAAAUUAUAAUGAAUCAGACUCACCAUCCUCUUCACUUCAUCAUCGUAAUCAUCAUCAAAGAUCGAAUGUGUCUUCUACGACAACUCUUCAGUCUUCUCCUCAUCAAGUUAGCCUUCCUGAUAUUGCUCGUUGUCUUUCUGGCUUUGGUCGUUUAGUUGUUAGUACAACCUAUCCUGCAUUAUGUACUGCUCGUUUACCAAAUGAAAUGUUUACCCAUCUGUAUGCUAAAUGCACUAUUCAAGCAGUUGACUAUCAUGGUCGUCCUCAAUCAAAUAGCGGUACAGAUCCUAUUGAAGUUGCUUUUACAGAUCCACGAGGUCACUUAGUCCCAACUGAUAUAUUAGAUAUUGGAAAUGGUUGUUACGAGGUUAGCAUGAUUACCCCAUUUUCAGGCCUUCAUAAAUUAUCUGUAAAAAUUCUCAACAGACCAAUUCGCGGUUCACCUUUCAGUGUUCAUGUAAAACCGACCCAAAAACGUGUUUGGUCUUUGAAAGAAGGCUCCGACGGUCGAGGAUUGAUUCAACCGUUUGCUGUAGCUUUUGGACCUUAUCCUGUUCGUCCUUCUGAAGCCUCAUCAAAUACCCCACAAAAUAAUUGUUCAAUAACUGGUUAUUUCAUUUACGUUUUGGAUACAGGCAAUAGCCGUCUGUUGGUACUAAAUCCCGCAGAUGGUUCACUUCAUAUCACGGUGACCGGUGAACCAUUAUCUGGUCAAGCUGCAACUGGCAUGGUAUGGUCGCCUCAGGGUUUAUGGAUUGUAAAUUGGCGGGCUAAGCAACUGUUCCUGUUAGACCCAUCUACUGAACAGGUACUUUCAUCCGUGUCAAGUCCUUUGUUCAAAGAGCCAACUAGUAUCGCCAGAUGUCCUUUAACUAAUCGUUUAUUCAUUGCUGAUAAUGGAGCUGGUUGCGUUUUUGUUUGUGACCCUGAAACCAGUUCGGUGAACGUGUUUAUUGGAACAAAUACUACAUCCAUUUAUGCAGAUAGUGAUGCAAGCACUCCAACUAGACACAGUACUUUAGUUCGAACUGAAGCUAGUUCUCAUUUACCUCAACCUAAAGUUUGCAAAUUGAUCACAGGAUUGUGUGUAGCUGACUCUGGAGAAUUGAUUUUGUCUACAGGAACGUGUAUUCGAAUAUUUUCAUCAGAUGGGCAUUUCCUCUCUGAUCUGUUACCUCCAAAUCAACCAGGUGAUGAUCAUUUCCGUGUUCGUAUCUCAACAUUACCGUCAAGAGCUUCUCUGGAUACUUCUUAUUUUAAUGCUUUGAAUAACUCACAUGACAAUCCAAAUUCGGAAUAUAUAAAUGCUGGUCGUUUGAGUUUAUCUGAAAUCCUCCAUUCAAGUGGUCCUUCAAAGUCACGAAUUCCUCCAUCACGUGGUCAAUUCGGUGGUGUGUCAUUCGGUACUGUACCAACGGAGUCUGCUAAUAGUCAAAUCGAUAAACUAGGAAAAUGUAUCCUGGCAACCUAUUCAGAUAGACAACGUUCUGGUGUUGUCGUUUGGCCGGAAACAUUGUGGACUUCCAGUUGUCGACAAUCUGUUCAUGAAGUAGAUGACAAUAUGGUAUCUUCAAACAUAAUUACUAACAAUAAUAAUAAUGAUACUGUCUGUAAUACUACUACCGCUGACACUAAUACUACUACUAAUGUCCCUAGUAGUGGUAGUACUAAUCAUAACCGUUUCUCUGUAGUAGAUCCAAACUUUCAAACACAUACUUGUGCAAUUUUUUGUCCUUUAAAUAGAAGUAGAUACCUCUUUAAACCAUAUUUAAUUGAAGUAGAUCCCUCAUUUCGACGAUUGGCUGGUUUAGUUACUUUAUCAAAUUGUAGAGAUGUUAUUGUUGUUGAUCAAGGUGCUCAAAAUAUUUCCAGAAUUCACUAUGCAUGAAAUUGAUUUCAUUAUUCGAUUCUUCUGCAUUUUUUUUCUAUGAUGAAUUAAUUCGCACAAUAUGUGAUAAACAUUUUUUUUCUCUAAAAAAAUUUUUUUCGUUCAUUUUAUUCAUAUCAUCUAUAUGAAUAUAAACACAGCUGAUGUAUACUUUUUUAAAUACAUCUAUGAACUCUAUAAAAUGUCCGUUCAGUUGUAUUCCACUUUUUUAAUUGGAUAGUUAUAAUAAAUUCUUCGACAACGUCACCCAUUAUUACCACUAUUAUUAUCAUCAUCAUUAUUAUUAUUACUAUCACCAUGAUUACUAUUAUUACUCAUGGAUAUUUUAUGCAUAUUUUUUUAUGAGAAACGUUUAUUUUCUAAAAGAAUCAAUUCUAUUAUCACUGUAGUUUCCAUAGGUAUAUAUGUAUACAUACGGUUUUACGUAUAUGUAGUGUACGGUUACUUGUAGGAUAACAAUUAUUUCUCUAUUGUACUGUUUUUUUGUAUCUUACACAUGUCAAUAAUUGUAACUUAUUGUUUCACUAUACAACUGUAGUUUUCCAUCAACCUUAGAUUUUACUACUUUCUUCAAGUUUUAUGUAUAACUACGUUUAUCGUGUAAAUGUCGUUGGUUCUUUCUUGUUUCUGUCGUUGAAAUGUUUCUCUCUGUUCUUUUCUAUAAUAGAUAACAAUAAGCCAAGUAUCGUCAAGAAUUGUUGGCAAUGUCUUUCCAUCACCUUCAUUAUACCAAUAAUGUUUUCCUUCCCGUGUUUUUCCCCUUUCGAAAGUUUUCUUUAAAUUUAUCUACAUUAUACAAUUCGUCAUUUUCAUCAUAGUUGUGUUCCCUUUUAUGUGUGUAGUACUCCAAGUUAUUCAUUUUUAGUCGAUAACAGUGAUAAAUCGUUUGUAAUUAGUUCAUCCAAACUUACUUAUUUCUAACCUAGUAUGACUUCGUUUUUCAUUCACUACCUGACGCGCAUAUAUAUAUAUAUAUAUAUAUAUAUAUAUAUAUAUAUAUAUAUUGCUGGUAUAACCUAAAUAAGUAUGGGUAUGAAGACCAUUUAACCUUGCGUCACAUUUUUAUGUGCGUAUUGGGUAAUACAAAUGAAGCAAUCUUUUCAUUCGCAUUCAUCUAUUGUCGACUCUUCUUUCAUGAUUGUUGUUGUUUUCUUUGUUGAGAUUUUAAUUUUUGUCAACUGGUAUUUUAUUGUCGUUGAAACUUACCUAUGUCAUGUUGUAUUGUUUAUAUUGUGUACUUGUAUUUCCUUUUUUUUUCUAUCCAACUUCACUAUAUUAUUUAAGUGUAGAAACACAAAUAAUAGUUGUUAGAAUUGUUAUUGUUACUAUUAUUAUCGUCAUAUUCGCAGGAUUAUAUUCUCCAUUAUUAUUACUCUUAUCAGUAUCUUCAUUAUUUAUACAACUAUUAUUAUUACUCUUACUACUAUGACCAUAAAGAUAGAACUCAUUUUAAAUGUU